Messenger RNA from Rhineura floridana, 5718 nucleotides. It is a transcript of the gene SYNGAP1, whose product is annotated as synaptic Ras GTPase activating protein 1. The record is from RefSeq and is a predicted model, not a curated record. The transcript has 20 exons. Lineage: Eukaryota; Metazoa; Chordata; Lepidosauria; Squamata; Rhineuridae. Bases 115 to 3951 code for a protein of 1278 amino acids. Gene Ontology annotation, biological process: negative regulation of Ras protein signal transduction; regulation of GTPase activity.
CGCCCGCCGCCGCCUCCUCCUCCCGUGUCUGCUCCGCGUCCCCCGCCGGGCCGGCCGUUCCCCUCCCCGGCUGGUCCAUGAGCAGCGAGCGAGCGAACAGCGGCUGAAGGCACCAUGUCCUAUGUCCCCUUCCGAGAUGUGCGAGGAGCCCCCCCUAUGCACCGUGUCCAGUACAUGCACUCCCCUUAUGACCGCCCCUGGAACCCCCGAUUCUGUAUCAUCUCCGGGAACCAGCUGCUGAUGCUGGAUGAAGAAGAGAUUCACCCCCUGCUCCUUCGAGAACGCCAACGGGAUCCUGGUCGGAACAAGCUUUUGCGGCGAACUGUCAGCGUCCCUGUGGAAGGGCGGCCCCACCCAGAGCACGAGUACCACGCAAGCCGUUCCCGGCGGAAGAGCGUCCCUGGAGGGAAGCAGUACAGCAUCAACAUGGACGCCCCGCCUGUCCCGCCCUUCCGGUCCUCGCAACAGGGAUUCCUCAGCCGCCGCCUGAAGAGCUCCAUCAAGCGGACUAAGAGCCAGCCCAAGCUGGACCGCACCAGCAGCUUCCGCCAGAUGCUGCCCCGCUUCCGGAGCGCUGAUCACGACAGGGCUCGCCUCAUGCAGAGCUUCAAGGAGUCACAUUCGCACGAGUCCCUCCUCAGUCCCAGCAGCGCUGCGGAAGCACUGGAGCUCAACCUGGACGAGGACUCCAUCAUCAAGCCGGUCCACAGCAGCAUCUUGGGCCAGGAGUUCUGCUUCGAGGUCACCACAUCUUCAGGCACCAAAUGCUUUGCCUGCCGUUCAGCUGCUGAGCGGGACAAGUGGAUCGAGAACCUGCAGCGGGCAGUCAAGCCCAACAAGGAUAACAGCCGCCGUGUGGACAACGUGCUGAAGUUGUGGAUCAUUGAGGCACGGGACUUGCCCCCCAAGAAGCGUUACUACUGCGAACUGUGCCUGGAUGACAUGCUCUAUGCGCGCACCACCAGCAAGGUGCGCACGGACAAUGUCUUCUGGGGGGAGCACUUUGAGUUCAACAACCUGCCGGCCGUGCGCACCAUCCGGCUGCACCUCUACAAGGACACAGACAAGAAGCGCAAGAAGGAUAAGAGCAACUACGUGGGCAUGGUCAGCAUCCCCAUCGCCAGCGUGACCGGGCGCCACUUUGCUGAGCAGUGGUACCCACUGAGCCAGCCCAGCGCCAGCAAGAGCAAGUCCGGCUGCCCGGCGAUCCGCGUGAAGAGCCGCUUCCAGACCAUGAGCAUUCUCCCCAUGGAGCUCUACAAGGAGUUUGCAGAGUACGUCACAAACAACUACCGCAUGCUCUGCGCCGUCCUGGAGCCCGUCCUCAGCGUCAAGAGCAAGGAGGAGGUGGCCUGCGCCCUUGUCCACAUCUUGCAGAGCACGGGCAAGGCCAAGGACUUCCUGUCUGACAUGGCCAUGACAGAAGUGGACCGCUUCAUGGACCGGGAGCACCUGAUCUUCCGGGAGAACACGCUGGCCACCAAAGCCAUAGAGGAGUAUCUCAAGCUGAUUGGACAAAAAUACCUCAAGGAUGCUAUUGGUGAGUUCAUCCGGGCCUUGUACGAAUCAGAGGAGAACUGUGAGGUGGACCCCAUGAAGUGCUCAGCGUCCACCUUGGCAGAUCACCAGGCCAACCUCCGCAUGUGCUGUGAACUGGCACUUUGCAAAGUCGUCAACUCUCAUUGUGUGUUCCCACGGGAGCUGAAGGAGGUCUUUGCGUCGUGGAGGCUGCGUUGUGCUGAGCGGGGAAGGGAGGACAUUGCCGACCGCCUGAUCAGCGCCUCCCUCUUCUUGCGCUUCCUUUGCCCGGCCGUCAUGUCGCCUAGCCUCUUUGGGCUCAUGCAGGAAUACCCCGAUGAGCAGACCUCGCGCACCCUCACCCUCAUUGCCAAGGUCAUCCAGAACCUGGCCAACUUCACCAAGUUCGGCAGCAAGGAAGAGUACAUGGCCUUCAUGAACGAGUUCCUCGAGCUGGAGUGGGCUAGCAUGCAGCAGUUCCUGUACGAGAUUUCCAACCUGGACACCCUCACCAACAGCAGCAGCUUCGAGGGCUACAUUGACUUGGGCCGCGAACUCUCCACCCUGCAUGCCCUGCUCUGGGAGGUCAUGCCCCAGCUUAGCAAGGAAGCCCUCAUCAAGCUGGGCCCCCUGCCCCGCCUCCUCAACGACAUCAGCCUCGCUCUCAGGAACCCCCACAUCCAGCGCCAGCCCAGCCACCAGGGCGAGCGACUCCAGCCCAAGCCGGUCGUCCUCCGGGGACCCUCCGCCGACAUGCAGUCCACCUACAUGAUGCGCGACCUCAACAGCUCUGUCGACAUGCAGCCUUACAUGAUGCGAGGCAUGAACAGCUCCAUGGAUAUGACCCGUCUGCCAUCGCCCACCAAGGAGAAGGGGUCUAAGGACAUGUUCUUUGUGACGCGGCCCCCGCUGGCCCGCUCCUCCCCUGCCUAUUGCACCAGCAGCUCUGACAUCACGGAGCCUGACCAGAAGGUGCUGAGUGUCAACAAGAGCGUCUCGAUGCUGGACCUGCAGGACAGCCGCAUGAACAGCAUCUCCAACCUGCACAGCGUGGGCGACAUGCUCAACAGCAGCCAAGCCUCCAUCACGGCCGGCCUGGGGCUGCGUCCCAGCCGCCUCUCCCAGGGCAGCGGCUCCAGCAUUGCGGCUGGCCUGCGGCUCAGCCAGAUGGGGGUCACCACCGACGGGGGCGGCGCCUCCUCCGCCCAGCAGCUCAGGAUCCCCCUCUCCUUCCAGAACCCUCUCUUCCACAUGGCCUCCGACGGGCCAGCGGGGGGCGCUCUGCACUCUCACCCGCACCGGCUGGCCGAGGGCAACCCGGACGCCUUUGCCCCCUUCCAUGGCUACAGCAAGAGCGAAGACCUCUCAGCCAGCAAGCACAUCAUCCACAGCCACAGCUACAGCGAUGAGUUCACGCGCCAGGGCUCCGAGUUCACCAAACGGCAGCUCUCCCUGCAGGAGAACCUGCAGAACAUGCUUUCGCCCCCCCAGAUCACCAUUGGGCCCCAGCCCCAGCGCACGGCCCCCCCGCCCCAGUCCCAGUCCCAGCUGCAGCGGGGGAAGUCCCAGCAGCUCACAGUCUCGGCAGCCCAGAAGCCUCGGCCGUCCAGCGGGAACCUCCUGCAGCCAGAGCCCACCUAUGGGCCAACACGCACACGCCAGCAGUCCGUCACGAAGGAGGCCCCCUCCGCCCUCAAGCCAUCCAUUGCGAAGCAGCCAUCGCACACGCCUUCCACACUGAACCCCGUCAUGCCGGCCUCCGAGCGGACAGUCGCCUGGGUCUCCAACAUGCCGCACCUCUCCGCUGACAUUGAGAGCUCACAUAUUGAGCGGGAAGAGUACAAGCUGAAGGAAUACUCGAAGUCCAUGGACGAGAGUCGGCUGGACCGGGUGAAGGAGUAUGAGGAGGAGAUCCACUCCCUGAAGGAGCGCUUGCACAUGUCCAACCGGAAGCUGGAGGAGUAUGAGCGGCGGCUGCUGACCCAGGAGGAGCAGACCAGCAAAAUCCUGCAGCAGUACCAGCAGCGGCUGGAGCAGAGCGAGAAGCGGCUCCGGCAACAGCAGGUGGAGAAGGACUCCCAGAUCAAGAGCAUCAUCGGCAGCCUGUCCCUGCAGGUUGAUGCUGGUGGAGGAGGAGCUGCGCAGGGAUCACUCGGCCGCCCUCGACGCCUCCGAAACGCGGAAGCGGCUGCUCGACGCUCAGCUGUUCACCAGGUAACUCUGCAUGCCUCAGCCUUUCACACAUGGAGGGACCCUCGCCACUCAGUAGCAGACCAGGAGAGGCAGCUUUCCGCCAUGGGUGCAGCAAACCCGCGUCUGAGCGUCGCUAUGGGCCAGCCCUGGAACGGGAUCCUAUCAGGGCAACCGCUUCCGCCCCCGCGACUCCAGAUCACGGAAAAUGGAGAGUUUCGCAACACCGCGUCUGAGCACUAGCGACUGCCCCCCGCCUCACCCCACCUCCCCAGCCAGCGUGCACCAGCAGCAGCAGGGUGGGGUGGGUGAGGUGGGGGGCCGGUCCAGAACCACGCAGGGGCCGGGGAAGGGUCCAGGACCAUUUUCAGGGUGUUUUAUAGCAGGACACAGACGACAAUCUUAACCCUCCUCUCACAUUGUUGCCCACGGAGCACCUUCCUCUGCAUUCCCAAGCAGAGUCAGGGGUCUCCCCCUCCCCCUCUCCCCCAGGUAUUUCUCAGGAGUGGCAUCCCCUGCCUUCCCCCUCCCUCCCCCUCCCCCAAUGGCAGCAAUGACCUUUCUCCUUAAGGCAGCAGCAGGAUGAAGGGGGGGAUCCUCUCUCUUCUAUCUGCCUCACACUCCCUCUUUGAUAUUGGGGAGGGAGGGAGGUUUGCCUGCAGGGGGUAGGCUGGUCCCAAUUCCCUUGCCAUGCACUCGCCUCAGCCAGCUGCCAUGAAGGGUUGGGGUUCCCCCCCACAGACGCUGACCUAUUGCUCAUUCUCUUUUCCGGGGGGGGGAGCAUGGGAGAAAGGCUAGAUGGGAAGGGAAUGACCCCCCCCCCAAGCUCAGCACUGCCCAGGCUGGGCAAGGGUUAGGGUGGGCCUCCCCCUCUUCCCUUUCUGAAGGGGAGGGGCUACAUCCGCUUGCCAUCAUCCCCCCAUCCUUUGACAAAGGGCUUUGCCUGCUCUGUACAGUGACCCCCCCCACCCUCUUUGUUUCUGGAUAUUACUCUGGAUUCUUAAUUCUAUAUAUAUACAUAGUUCUAUUUUCCUCCGUGUAGGGGGGGCAGAGCAGGGCAGGGGGGUUAACUUUUGUUCUUUCGUUUCCUUCCUGUUCUCAAGCUGCCCCCAGCCUCCCCCCUCAAAUUUCUGGGGGAAAGACCAUUGGGGAGGGCUUGUUAAACUAUCUCAAAGAAGCCAUUUUAGAACUGCCCAGCCGGCCGCAGGGCGCUCAGGGCAGGGGGCAGGGAUCCUGCCCCACACGCCUGCUGGAGAGAAGUGAAGGGAAAGGGGGCUGACCCCCCACACUCGUGUGGUGCUCGCUCGCUCGCUCACUGUCCGCCCGUCUGUCCGUCCGUCAGUCAGUCGUGCUUUGGGUCCUGAGCUGCUGCUGGGUGAAAACAGUGUUCGGCAGAGUUAGUGGUGGUUGUCGUGGCUGUUUCUUUCCGUUCUUGCGAUUUCUUCUCUUCCUGCUGCAUCUUUCCCGCCCCUUCUCUCUCUCCUCCCUGCUUUUACCCCUUGCCAUUUUUGCCCUCUCUAACCCCCAUAUUUAUUUUGUAAGGACUCUCCUACCCCGUUCACGUUCUUUUUCUCUCCUCCCCCCGGACAAUGACGGUGGCUCAGGUGGGCACCGUAGAUAUUUAUACGUAUUAUGAUGAUGAUGAUGAAUUAUAAUUAUUAUUAUUAUAUAAAAGUUUGUACAUAUGUGAAAUCCCCCUCCCCCCAAUGCCUCCUGCCCAGCCUGCUCCCCAUGGACUGCCCCAGGGAUUUGUACUGUACAUAAGAAGAGCUUUUUUCUCUCUCUCUCUGUCUCUCAACCUCAAGCCCCUGUACAUAUUCCCUACCUUGGAAGGGAGUUCAGGUCAUAGGGGGGCUGUUGUUCCCUGGUGUCCGCUUGGCCUCCCCAGGCAAUUCUCUCUCCCUCUCAAGCUCUCGAGUUUAUUUUAUGUCAAAUUUAUUAUAAUUUUUUUUUCUGGAGUUUGUGGUGAAAACAGAAGAAGAUGUUUAAUAAAAAGCAAUUGGUCUUUUA